Molecule: messenger RNA, 2925 nt
Organism: Salmo salar (Atlantic salmon)
Lineage: Eukaryota; Metazoa; Chordata; Actinopteri; Salmoniformes; Salmonidae
Source: RefSeq, a predicted model, not a curated record
GGUGUAUGCAGACAAAAGUUGAACGUGAUCCGCCAACCAAAUCAUAAAGAAGAAGAAGCGGCUCAUCAGUAGCAGCUUGCUAAAUAAAAAGUUAAAAGUAUCCAGACACGUCCAUUGGAUGUUAGGCAAUGUGUUUUAAAUACACUUAUGUUUACGCCGUAGUACCACUAAUUGGUUUUAUUUCACAUCCAGUUAGGUACGACGUUGAUUGUCUGCUGCUAACGUUAUAGAUAGAUGGCUACGUCCGUUUCGAUAGCACCAGUGGCUGAAGCUAGCUAGUUAACUUUUCACUAACACGUUUUCCCGGAAAUGAACAACCGGCUUGUAACAAUUGAUACAUUAAGUUAAAGGAUUCAUUUUAAUUCGUUGAGUAAAGAACCGUUGGUGUCCCCAUAGUGCUGUGCUCUUUCGUCAAACCAGCUAGCUACUAUAGGUAUGUGUCUUCGUUGGUAUAUUGACCUAGCUAGUUAACUAACAUUCCCUAAACUACUCCCCCCUUGCUAAAGAAGAGGUCUGCUGGACGGAGACAGAGGGUAUGUGGAUGAACAUUGUCGUGAAAGAGGAAGUUAUUACAGUGAAGGAGGAGGAUGAAGAAGAGGAUGCCGUUUUUGCAGUGGGGAAGGAGAAGGAGGCUGCCACAGUGAAAGAUGAGAAGGAAGAAGCUUUCAGAAUGGGAAAGGAGGAAAAUGAGGCUAUCACAUUGAAAGAAGAAGAGGAGGAUGUUAUAGUGAAAGAAGAGGAAGAACCUUUCAGAGUGGAAGUGGAAGAGGAGCCUAUCUCAAAAGAGGAAGACGUUUUGGGAGUGAAAGGGGGGGAGGAGGCUGAAGAUCUGAAUAACACCAGAGAGAGACCAGACUCUCACUCUGACAGUGGGAAGAGUCUUUCAGAGGAUCCAGACCCAGAGACAUCCAAACCAGCAAGACAACACCACUACUGCCACUGUGGAAAGAGUUUUUGGUGGUUAGGGCACUUUAGAGACCAUAAGAGAAUGCACAUAGGGGAGAAGCCUUACCAAUGCUCCCAGUGUGAAAAAAGUUUUAGCCACUUAUGGAGCCUGAAAUUGCAUAAUAGAAUACACACAGGAGAGAAGCCUUUCCACUGCUCCCUGUGUGGAAACAGUUUUACCCACUUAAGGGCCCUGAAAAGACAUGAAAGGACACACACAGGAGAUAAGGAUCAUUGCUGCUCCCAGUGCGGAAAGAGUUUUACCCUGUUAGGGAGCCUGAAACGACAUGAGAGAAUACACUCUGGAGAAAAGCCUCACCAAUGCUCUCAGUGUGGAAAGAGUUUCAGCUGGUUAACAAGCCUGAAAAUACAUGAGAAAACACAUACAGGUGAGAGGCCUUUCCACUGCUCCCAAUGUGGAAAGAGAUUUGCCCAGUUAGGGGAUCUAAAAGAACAUAAGAGAACACACACUGGAGAGAAGCCUUACCACUGCUCCCAGUGUGGGAAGAGAUUCACCCGGUCAGGAAACCUGAAAAAUCAUGAACUAACGCACUCUGUAUAUAAGCCUUAUCACUGCUCCCAGUGUGAAAAAACUUUUUUUUCAUCAAAUGCCCUGAAACAACAUGAGUUAACACACGCUGAAGAGAAACCUUUCCACUGUUUCCAGUGUGGAAAGAGAUUUUUCUUUUCAGGGCACCUGAAAAGACAUGAGCUAACACACUCGGUGGAGAAGCCUUUCCACUGUUCUUAUUGUGAAAAGAGUUUUAAGAGUUUAUGGAACAUGAAAGUGCAUCAAAAAAGACACACAAAGGAGAAGCCUUCCACUGCUCCCACUGUGGGAUGAAAUGUACAUGGUUUCAACAAUUGAAAGAAUCAACAGCUGAGAGAAGUUAUCAGUGGUCCCAGUGUGGGAAGGGAUAUAGUACAACACGUGGGAUUAGAGCCAUUUGUGAAAGAAAAUCUAUUGAAGAUAGUUUGGUUUAUUUAUUGUGUAUAAAAAUGUUAUGAAAAAUAUUAUUCAUGUGGAAUAUCCCUUUACUAUGUUCCUAGAAUUGUAUUGGAAGGGUUACAUCUAAGAUGACGUGAGUGAACAUUCAUUUCAACAGGUGUAUGUACCAUUCUUUUACCAGUAUUUAUACCAUUAUAUUUAAUCAUUUUUACCUUUUUUUUUUUUCCUUUUUUUUUACAUUUUACUAUCCAUAUUAAUUGGAGCCUGUCUAUACAUACUGGAAAACAGAAUUUCUGUCACCACUCAUCAACAGUGGUGUAAAGUACUUAAGUAAAAGUCUCUUUAAGUUGAGGUAUCUUUACAAUUACUCAAGUAUGAUUGGGUACUUUUCCCACCGCUGUUCAUCAACAAACUGUGACAAACCUGAACUUUCUAUUUGUGAGUAGCCUACAAUAAAUAUGAUUUUGUUGAGGACAAUGUUGGGCCAUUACACAUGUCCACUAGGGUACACAUGGACUUUAAAGUUCAUGCAGUUCAAGAACACACACAGUGCUCCCAUUGUCUGAUAUUUUUGACUGAGAACAUGUUUCUGACUAGAUAGACUGCAUGCACAGAGACUGUCCUGACUCGAUAGACUGCAUGCACAGAGACUGUCCUGACUCGAUCGACUCGUUUUUCAUGCACGUUGUUGUUGUUGAAAUACGGCAUUAAAGACAUUAGCUAGAUGUAAAAUUGCGCAAAUAAGAUCUUCUCUGCAAAAACGUCUAAAUUAUUUACAGAUUUCUUGAUUUAACUAAUUAAUUAAUUGAUUAAUUCUGACUAAUUUGGAAGUGCAGUUGUCCUUUAUAGGGUUAAAUCUAAGAUGGUGUGAGGGAACUUUGAUUUGAACAGGUGUACAGUGCAUUUGCCAAAGUCACCUAAAGGACUCUCAGACCAUGAGAAACAAGAUUCUCUGGUCUGAUGAAACCAAGAUUGAACUCUUUGGCCUGAAUGCGAAGUGUCAUGUCUGGAGGAAACCUGGCACCAUCCCU